This is a messenger RNA of Ahaetulla prasina, 3842 nucleotides long. Its product is annotated as EH domain-containing protein 3. Gene Ontology annotation, molecular function: calcium ion binding; protein binding; GTP binding. Gene Ontology annotation, biological process: endocytosis; endosomal transport. Bases 133 to 1740 code for a protein of 535 amino acids. NCBI's taxonomy places the organism in Eukaryota, Metazoa, Chordata, Lepidosauria, Squamata, Colubridae. The transcript has 6 exons. The record is from RefSeq and is a predicted model, not a curated record. Gene Ontology annotation, cellular component: plasma membrane; cytoplasm.
UCCGGUUCCGGGGCCGGCCUCUGGCAGGUCUGGCAUUUAAACUCCCGCCGCCGCCCGGCUGAGUCUCUUCUCUCUCCUUUCUCUGCCUGCCUGCCUGCCUCCUUUUUUCCCUCCCUUGCUGUGGCCGCGGCGAUGUUCAGCUGGCUGGGCGGCGACGACCGCCGUCGGAAGGACCCCGAGGUCUUCCAGACGGUGAGCGAAGGGCUGAAGAAGCUCUACAAGGCCAAGCUGCUGCCGCUGGAGGAGCACUACAAGUUCCAUGAGUUCCACUCGCCCGCCCUGGAGGACGCCGACUUCGACAACAAGCCCAUGGUGCUGCUGGUGGGCCAGUACUCCACCGGAAAGACCACCUUCAUCCGGUACCUGCUGGAGCAGGAUUUUCCUGGGAUGCGGAUCGGACCCGAACCCACGACGGACUCCUUCAUUGCAGUGAUGCAGGGUGACGUGGAAGGGAUCAUCCCUGGCAAUGCCCUGGUGGUCGAUCCCAAGAAGCCCUUCCGGAAACUCAACGCUUUCGGCAACGCCUUCCUGAACAGAUUUGUGUGUGCCCAGUUGCCAAAUGCAGUCCUGGACAGCAUUAGUGUGAUCGACACCCCCGGAAUCCUCUCCGGAGAGAAACAAAGGAUUAGCCGAGGCUACGAUUUUGCCGCUGUCUUGGAGUGGUUCGCCGAGCGGGUAGACCGCAUCAUUCUCCUCUUCGAUGCCCACAAGCUCGACAUCUCCGACGAAUUUUCGGAGGUCAUCAAAGCCCUGAAGAACCACGAGGAUAAGAUGAGAGUAGUCCUCAACAAGGCCGACCAGAUCGAGACCCAGCAGCUCAUGCGGGUCUACGGGGCCCUGAUGUGGUCGCUGGGGAAGAUCGUCAACACCCCCGAAGUCAUCCGGGUGUACAUCGGAUCCUUCUGGUCUCACCCGCUGCUGAUCCCGGAUAACCGUAAACUCUUCGAAGCUGAGGAACAGGAUCUCUUCCGGGACAUCCAGAGUCUCCCCCGGAACGCGGCGCUUCGAAAACUGAACGACCUGAUUAAAAGGGCCCGUCUGGCCAAGGUUCAGGCCUACAUCAUUAGCUCUCUGAAGAAAGAAAUGCCCUCCGUCUUUGGCAAAGACAACAAAAAGAAAGAGCUGGUCAACAACCUGGGCGAGAUUUACGGCCGGAUCGAGCGAGAGCAUCAGAUCUCACCGGGUGAUUUCCCCAAUUUAAAAAAAAUGCAAGAGCAGCUCCAGGGUCAAGACUUCAACAAAUUCCAACCCCUGAAGGCCAAGCUGUUGGACGCGGUAGAAGACAUGUUGGCCCACGACAUUGCCCAACUGAUGGUCUUGGUGCGCCAGGAAGAAUCCCAGCGUCCGGCCCAGAUGGUCAAAGGCGGCGCCUUCGAAGGGACCCUCCACGGCCCCUUCGGACACGGCUACGGAGAAGGAGCCGGAGAAGGCAUUGAUGACGCCACCUGGGUUGUGGCUCGUGAUAAGCCCAUGUACGACGAGAUCUUCUACACCUUGUCCCCCGUCGAUGGGAAGAUAACCGGGGCCAACGCCAAGAAGGAGAUGGUGAGGUCCAAGCUUCCCAACACUGUGUUGGGCAAAAUCUGGAAACUCUCUGACAUCGACAAAGAUGGGAUGUUGGACGACGAAGAGUUUGCCUUGGCCAACCAUCUUAUCAAGGUCAAGUUGGAAGGCCACGAGCUUCCCAGUGAGCUACCGCCUCACCUCGUCCCGCCGUCCAAGAGAAAAAUGGCAGACUGACCGACCUCUGGACCACUCUGGAGAGAUGAGAAAGGUUCCUGUCUUGAGUUUUGAACCUCUGGAGAUGCUCAAGGUCCGCCUCUUGAUGGGACAACCCUAUCUGAGAAGACAGGAUCAGAGAUAGACCUCAACCGUGCUUUGUCGUCAUGUUAUGCAAAUCUCUCUUCUUGAUAUCAUAUCUUGUGGCCUGGUCCCUGUCUAUCAAAGGAAAGUCAUGGUGGAACUUCGAGAAGAACCUCCGUUGGCCUUCAACCAAGGGCUUGAGUUGGAUUAGAUUCAUCUUCAACCAGUUGAAGGGCUUGAGUUGGAUUAGAUUCAUCUUCAACCAGUUGAAUUGAGCCGGGUAAACCAAGUCAACCCCUUGGAUGAAAUCCAGGCCUUCAAAUUUACCCUUCGGUGUAUUGGGAAGACAUCUUGACGUUCAACCUUCCUGGCCUUUGAAGACUCGGGUUACCGAUACAUCUACGCCAUGACUUGGCCUUCAGCUCAUUGGGAACCCGUGGUCCAUCAGAAACGCCUUCUUCUCACAUUUAUCUUCAAGGAUGAUGCAAAAUCUCCUCUAGGGAUGUCCCAGAAGAUCACGCUGGAAAUUAGAACUUGGUGGUUCGUUCUCGGUCGUGAAAGGGGGACCUCUAAGAUUUAAUGAGUGGGAAAGGUUGGGUUUGGUGUAUCCCCAAAAGUUCACAAUCAAAAGGGUUUCUGGAAGGUUGAACCUCAUCUAGAUGAUCAAUGUCACCAGGGUAUCUUCAACUUAGGUCAUAGUAAAGCUCUUCCAACCCGUAAAAUGAGUUAGAUCUUCCCCUCUAGAUAAGCCGGACCUACAAUCGUUGCCUUGCAUCCUACACAUACACAACGUUAAAAACCGCAUGUGAGCUCCAUUGUGAUACCCACUUGUUGUCGGCCAACCCUACAACAAAUCCUACCCCGAUGUUGCCUCCAAAAAAUCUUCUGUCCCGCGAGGAGACCAUCUUGCUUGUAGAUGGUCUUCAGGUGGGCCGAACUACAUUUUACCCCUUCCCCGGUUGCAGGCGCCCCCUGCUGGAGGUUUAAAAUGUGAAACUGUGAACCCAGAGCUGAGCCAAACUCCUGCUUCCCAUUUCACACCUCUCUUUGUGAUUUUGUCAGCCUUGUGGUGGUGUGUGGGUUGGGGGCAGACCCACAACUUUUCACUUCGGACAGAACGAACUUCUGCUGUCCCUUGAAGAACAGAAACGGAGAACCUAGACGCCUAUAACUUAUUUUAUUUUAAUAUUAUAUAUAGAAAGAUAUAUAUCCCAUGUGUGUGUAAUAUAUAUAUAUAUAUAUCCUUAUCGCAAUGCAUUUAUCACGUGUCUUAAAAAAAAUAGCAAAAAAAACCCCCCACAUUAUGAAAGGGAAGGAACAAAGGCCUUUUGUGUAGCGUUUGCCGUACACAACCGGAAGGAAUUUUUGGCUGCUUCCGAAAUAAUUCAUUUUUGUGCAAUUUCGCUCUUCUUUUUUUUUCUUCCAUUUUUAAUUCUUCCAUGUUUCCCAAUCACUAACCUCACUCCUACCUGGGAAGACAAAAAAAUAAAAUUAAUCAGAUAGGAAAAAAUAUGAAAGCCUCACAAGGGGUUUUGAACGUAAGAAUCAAGAAUCCACAAUUUCGGUUGGGUUUUUGUUUUGUUUGUUUUUAACCUAGUUUGUCCCAUGUAAUAAAAAUGUUUUAUUAUCAUAAACAGCAGGAAGAAAAGAUUUACUUUACACAUAAGGUAAGUAUUACACAUGUUGCACGGUUAAAUAAUGAACCUCUAAAUUUAAAAUACAGUUGGAGAAGAGAUCAGUGCAUUCACAGUGAAAACUCUCUGGACCAGCGCAUAAUUAUGAGGAACCUUUCCAUCCUUAUAUUUUGCAUUUUUAAAAAAUAUAUAUAAUUUCCAUUCCUUAAAGUAUAGUUUUUGUGUAUGUGUAGGUCUGUUUCUCUCUCAUUAGCUUAUUUCUGCAUUUCCGUUUUUUGUGCAAUCCUGUCUUGCGUUUGAAACAAAAAUGGCAAAACUUCUGUGUUUCGCAAGGCCAGAAUUCACUGACAAUUUAGAAAAUAUAAAAAGAGUCUUCAUUAAUAAAGCAAAUGGUGCAUAACCUUC